Messenger RNA from Mya arenaria, 5261 nucleotides. RefSeq lists its product as uncharacterized. NCBI's taxonomy places the organism in Eukaryota, Metazoa, Mollusca, Bivalvia, Myida, Myidae. The record is from RefSeq and is a predicted model, not a curated record. The transcript is spliced from 2 exons. Bases 1374 to 4016 code for a protein of 880 amino acids.
UUAAAACUCCACUGUCUGUCAGACCAGAUUGCCUCCCCUUUUCCUUUUAAAACUCUACUGCUGUCAAACUAGAUUGCCUUCCCUUUUCCUUUUAAAACUAUAUUGUCUCUCAAACCAGAUUGCUUCCCUUUUCCUUUUAAAAAUCAACUGUCUGUCAGAACAGAUUGCAUCCCUUUUCCUUUUAAAACUCCACUGUCUGUCAAGACAGAUAACGUAAGCAAUUAUGCACCGCAAAGUUCAUUUUUUCUGCAUCCUACAUAGUUUAAACCUUGCUAGUAAAAAUUGUAAGAAUACAUAUUAGGUUUGAUGUUAGUGGGCGAGAGAUAUGUGGUAGAGUGAGAUAGAGACGUGUGACAGUGCGAGGAGGUAGACAACAACAACAACAACAAGUGCAAGAUUCAGGCGUUUACAGGUUAUCUAGUUAUUUUUGCGAUUUCCAUUUAGUUAGAAACAUACUAACGGGGUAACUGGAUAAGAUUCGUGUUACCACUUACUAAGUGAAAUUCGCUAAUCAUUAUUAGAUAACCAGUUGUAUUAAUAUAUUUAUAUAUAAGUGGUAACACGAAUCUAAUCUAGUUAACCAGUUAGUAUGUUGCUUAUAUAGUGGAAUUCGCUAACAAUAACUAGUUAACCUGUUAGCGUUGUAUAGCUAAAAAGGGUAAUAGGUGGCAGUUCUGGGCACUUUCAAUCCUGUUUUAGUCUUACGAUAUUUAUCUUACCAAAAAAGUAUCGCGAAUAUUAACUAGAUAGCUAUAUAAUUAUCGCGAAAAUUAAGUGUUUAGCACAAAACAAUUCGCAAACGCUAUCAGGGUGUUUUACGUCAGUCAUAUGCCAGCAUACCUAUACAAGUACAAACUAUAUUACAAGAAAUUAAAUGCUUAUUUUAAACAAAAACGGAGGGUUGUGAUUUUGGCACAACCAAUAAUCUCCAUCAUAUAGAUGCUUGCAUUGAUCUGGAUCGUUACCGUUUAAUGCGUUCUGUAUUUUCGUCAUUUGACGUCAUUGACUUUAAUCAGAGCUGCUGAAUGAUUGAGACUAUAUAACCACAAAAUGUGCAUUUAAUUUCAUUGGGAUUAGACAUAUUGUAUUAAUUAUACAUAAUUCUCCAAAUGUUUAAUGUUCAAUUCAAAUCUGUCAAGGAUGUUCACAAACACUGGGACAAGACAACAAUAACAUUAAAAACGAUAAACCUUGGAAUCAUGAUGAACUGUUGCUUCGAUUUGGGUAAAACACAGUGAAGAAAACACUUCGUGUAAUUAUAAACAGAAAUACAACAUUGAACAUUUGGAUUUUCUCUCUUAAUGGGAGGUGCAAAGUGUUUUAUAAAUAAUGAACAAUCAGGUGGGUUAUUCCCACCAUAAUUAAGUUGAAUAAUGAGACGUACUUUUCGAGUGUUUUUGUACUUUUCGAUAUGGAUAUUGUUGGCGCUGAUAUGCAUAGUGCUAAAUAUUAUCAACAUAGAUUGGCGACUAACAGAUACAGUGAACGGCAUUAUAAUCAUUGUUGUUCUUGGCGUGUUACAAGGAUCUGUGCUCGAAUUGCCCGUACAGACCAUCGCUACACUCAUUAUUGGAAAAAAACGCAAACAAAUCAAGAGAGCUCCGUCCGACCGUCUUACCGUCAUCUUAAAUUACAAUCUUCUGGCUACGGGAAAAGAUGACAUCUUGGAAUGUAUGGAGUCAAUGUAUUUGGCUUUCGUGGGGAACUUAAGUCAUAAAGUUUCCGCAGUAUUAGUUAGUGCAACGAACGAUGAAGAAUUAAAGAAGUUCGAGUUACAAAUUCGAGAUUCCUACAGAGCCAUUUUGUACGAUGACUUAUAUAGAGAAGGACUUGCGUUUGUGCAGGGCGAAUAUGAACUAGUUGACCCAAUACAUUUGCACAAUGUUUGGGCAAUGUAUGUGGAUGUUGACAAAAAUGUGUUUGUUAGCGAAUAUUUAGAGGACAUAUGUGACAGAUAUGCGAGGGAGUUCAUGGUUGUGCAUCGUGUAAGUCGUGUCCUCAGAAAAUGUGGCCAGUAUCAAGACUUGAUGCUGUUAUCGGAAGGCGAAUUCGAAGCGUAUUCCUAUUGUGAUUGCGAUUGGUAUGGUCGGUCCGCUCGGGAAGUCGGCGAAGCUCUCUUCCAUUCAAGCGAAGACGUGUCUAAUAUUAUUGAAAGAAAGUUCGAUUAUACGUUAGUAUUAGACGCGGAUACUGGUGUUUCGCGCGGGAGCGUAUUUGAAAUGCUCAACAUUGCCGCCGCUUACCCUGAGCGAGGAAUCAUUCAACCAUCCAUCAAACUACAUUGUACCAGCGAAGACACAUUCUUCAUGCACCUUGAAUCCAUGCGACAAAGCAUUUAUGAGCCAAUGACAAAUGCCAUCACGGCCCUUUUCGAUCAAUCAUCAUACUUUGGGAAAGCAUUGAUAAAAAAUAAACUAUAUAUCGACAACGUUAUCGGCUCGAAGAAUGAUCUUAUUGAAAGGGUUCCUAUUGAUGUUUUAAGUCAUGAUACUUUUGAAGCAGUCAUCUUGAAGCCUUUGUACGCUGGAAGCGUGUACCUACUAGAAGCUCCCAGUCAUAACUAUGUCACGUGGAAUAUACGAGAGCGGCGAUGGUAUAGAGGAGAAAUUCUUCUCGCCAUGUACUUUUGGAAACACGCUUUUGGGACACCGAUGCGGUGGAUACAACAUAAGCUGCAGAAUUCAAAAUUUAACAAAACAAAAGUUAGAACUGAAUCAAAGCUGGAUUUUGUUACCUCAUACAUCGCCCAUUCAGCAUUACGACAAAUGUUAAUGAAACCAGCGUUGCUUCUAUACAUCCUUUUGCACAUCGCUGUACAUCUCCGCUACAGAUACGUAUCAAUCAUUGUUGUCAUGUUCACUGUUUUAGUUUUCCCAAAGAUUGUCACAUGUAAUCGUGAGAAUUACAAAUAUGUUGUCGUAGAAACUAUAACAUCCAUAUUUCAAUUUACCCCUGAAGCCCUCGUUGGAUGUGUCCGCAUUUGGAGAGCUCUGUAUGCCAACAUUUCCCUCAAUGCAAAAUGGGUACCACAGCGUGCAGUGGAAAUAGAGUUUAUGACUUCCAAUCCAUUUUUAUCGAGUUUUAAACAUUUGUGGGGAUAUUCCUUGUUUUCGCUUGUGGUAGGCAUAAUAGUUAUAUUAUUUCUAGAUCGUGCAAUGUUGGUUCUAAUAAUGCUAACUACCACGUUUCUUUUACCUCUCUUUACUGGUUUUACAUCGUUGAUUCCUGGAUUUAAAUGUUGUAAACCUAAGAAAAGACGGCUGUUACCCCAAAGUGCACAAGGUAGUUUAGUAUCUGAAAUUUCAGGGACACACAUUGUGUCCGAUGGUGAUUUAUAUAAAAGUCUGGGGACGACCUCCGAAGAAGCUUACACAAACCUUACAACGACGUCUCAACAACAUUCGAUCUCUGCACCGAGCUCUUCUGAGCUCAUAAUGCGUCUCGGCGAAGAUAAAAAUAUAACACUUGCUCCCUCUUGGUCAAGAGAUGUGGAAGAAAUCAUUUCAAAUUCCGAACGCUAUGGUCAGAUGUUGCCUGAUCUUCCAGCACUGAAACAAAAGAGCAGACCAAUGCUCAGCAAAAGAACAUACGAUGAAAGAAGUGGAGUUGAAAGAUAUGUUUCAAUUAUAAAUGUAACCUCUUCUUCGGCUAGUGAUAAAACUGAGAUGGAAAGUACAGCGCAUAGUAGUUCACACGACUAUGAUGUAUUGAAUUCGCCACCAGGAUCAUACUCUACCAUUUCUCCAAAAAGCAAACGUUCUUCCUUGUUCUCUGAAAGUUCCGGAAGGAACACAAAUGAUGACGCAUGUCUUCCAAGAAAAGAAGUGGUAGAAUACAUAAAUAACAUCACAUACAUUACUAUAGGUGAUUUGGGAGAAAGGAGACAAUUAAAUGGCCAGACGAACUUUAACGACACAGAUACGGAUGAUAAAAACGGCUCAAAAAGCUCUUUAAGUGGAAGCUCAGUAGAAAAGCUUUAUCGAAAUAUUGGUGUGCUUAAACAAUUUACUUCGUAGCAUUCAAUUGAUGAAAAGUUUCGAGUUUCCUUUUACUCUGUCAAAUUUCCUAAGGCCUUAGAGAAUAAAUGAGAGUGAUUUGUCAGAGCCAAUGAUAAUGACUAAAACAAUAAAAGCAUACUUUUAAACAUGACAUUCAACGGCGAAUGUCAGUAAAUGCAGAAAAGCUGGUGUGUGCAUGAGCCAAACAGUGAUGUAAGAUUGCUGACAAAAAAUCAAAACGCAGUUUUCAUAAUUAUGUUCAAAAAUUAAUUCUUAAUGUAUUUCUCUUAAAGCGUUAGUAACUCUUUUAGCCAUAAAACAUUAAUUUUCGAAAAUAUAUAUGAAAAACUGCGAUCUGAUCCUUAUUCAGCAGUGCUAUAUCACGCAAAAAUUUGCUCAUUCAAAGACAAACAAUUAAAAAGUUGUCGAAACGGUUUAUCAGUGAGGGUGUAGUUUUAAUAUCAAUCGUCAAACAAAGCAGCUAUUUAUUGUGUCACUUCUUAUACGUUAUCAUGUCCAAGAAAUGUUUACAGAGCUUUUAACUAUAAUCUACUAAUAUCUGUACAUUAUCUUCUGGGUUUUUUUUCCUUUAGAAUUCAAUAAAAAACAUUUACCCAUGCAACGGUGCGUGGUCUAAUAAAUAUAAUUUGUUUUCUUAUUUGUGAUGCCGUGUGCGAAAAUAGGUCCUGUGGGGGCAUUCAUACAAUAUAUACAUUAUCCAUGAUUAUUCACAUAUUGUUAUACAUGAAGACUUUCCAUAUUUCUUAAGCUAUUCUUGAAUUGUUACUGAUAUUGGCUACCUUGUAAUGAUGGUCACAUGCAUGAAAACUGUAUAUAUUUGUUUGACGAGAUGCUUUAUUGCAUAAGUCGAAAUAAACUUCUGUUCCGUUUUACAAUUUAAACAAGCGACUGGGUAAUAAAAUAAAACUUUUAACAAGUAUGAAAUUUGAAUUGGUGAUAAUUCUGGAGAAAUUAUUAAAACAGCACUGAUUGUUUGCUAAUUAGAUACAUUAAUUUGCAAAACUAAACUUAUGCAGGUCUACUUUUCGCAGACGACGUAACCAAUUAAGACACAACGUAUAAACAACAAAGAGUGAUGACAAAAUAAUUGCCACUGAAUUCCGUUUUUGCCCAAUUGUCAUUAUAAAUUGUUAAAAUAUAUUCAUAAUACUCCAUAAUUGUACUUUUUUUUUACAAUAUAUUAUAUUUAAUACUCAUUUUGUAGAUAAGGUAGACUUUGAUACGUUAUGAAUAAAAUUAAGU